This is a messenger RNA of Pristis pectinata (smalltooth sawfish), 4985 nucleotides long. RefSeq names its product eukaryotic translation initiation factor 4E family member 2 (gene eif4e2). The transcript has 9 exons. Gene Ontology annotation, cellular component: eukaryotic translation initiation factor 4F complex; cytoplasm. Bases 126 to 866 code for a protein of 246 amino acids. Gene Ontology annotation, biological process: translational initiation. NCBI's taxonomy places the organism in Eukaryota, Metazoa, Chordata, Chondrichthyes, Rhinopristiformes, Pristidae. The record is from RefSeq and is a predicted model, not a curated record. Gene Ontology annotation, molecular function: translation initiation factor activity; RNA 7-methylguanosine cap binding.
UGCGCGGGCGGGUGUCGCGCGCGCUGUGCCCGGAUGUGCCGGUCCCGGCCCCGCAGGUAAAGGCGCUGCUGGGAGCCGCCGCUGCUCGGAGGGGCGAGUUCUCCUCCUCUCUCGGUGUUGUCGCCAUGAACAACAAGUUUGACGCAUUAAAAGAUGAUGAUAGUGGAGACCAAGAUCAACAUGAGGAAAACCACACACAGAAAGAGAAUGAGAAAGAAAAAACAGACAAAGAGAAGACUCAAAAUAUUACCAAAAGGAAGACAGUUGUCCCUGGCCCAGGAGAACAUCCGCUACAGUACAACUAUACAUUUUGGUAUUCCAGACGUACACCAGGUCGACCCACCAGCUCUCAGAGCUAUGAACAAAAUGUUAAACAGAUUGGAACAUUUGCAUCUGUUGAACAGUUCUGGAGGUUUUAUAGCCAUUUAGUUCGACCUGGUGAUCUCACAGGCCACAGUGACUUUCACCUAUUCAAAGAUGGCAUUAAACCAAUGUGGGAGGAUGAAGCUAAUAAGAAUGGUGGAAAGUGGAUUAUCCGUUUGCGAAAGGGGCUUGCAUCACGUUGCUGGGAAAAUUUAAUUUUGGCAAUGUUGGGGGAGCAGUUCAUGGUUGGAGAGGAGAUAUGUGGAGCUGUUGUUUCAGUUCGAUUUCAGGAGGAUAUUAUCUCAAUAUGGAAUAAGACUGCAAGUGACCAAGCUACAACAGCACGCAUACGGGACACAUUGCGACGUGUUCUAAAUUUACCACCCAAUACCAUAAUGGAAUACAAGACUCACACUGACAGUAUCAAGAGAAAAAUUGGAAAGCCUGAAAAACUUUGUCUCCAUAUUGAAUACAACAAAUACCUCAUCACAGCUGCCAUUUGACAACAGACUCUGCAGUGAGAAGCAGGCACAUCCAUUUCACUGAUCUAGACAAUUCAAGCUUUCGAAAUACAAAAAUCACUUUAUGAGGUCUCCAUUACACUCAUUUGUUUAUUUGGAAGAUCUGAAAGUCAGACCCUAAAAGGGCAAUGGAAGUUUGGUCACAGAGACUGACAGAUCUUUAGAUGUAAAGGAAUUCAAGGGAUAUUAGAAAAUGGCAUUAAGGUAAAAGAUCAUUCAUGAUCUUAUUGCUUGGUGGAACAGGCAUGAGGACCAAAAAUCCCCCUAUUAUUCAUGUUAAUGAAACUUGAAUGUAGUCUGUAAGAGACAUUGUGUUGCUCUUAUAGGUAAUCUUAAUGUAUCUAAAUUGCUUCCAUUUAUUUGCAUCCUUUCUGCAUUUGCCCAUACUAAAGAGAAUAUUAAAGUAUUUGUUAUAUACCUCCAGGCAGGUAUUUUUUUGAUGGCCUUUACAAAUUGACAGUCCUGUCUUGUGGACUGGAGCUCACAUUUAAUACAUCUCUUUACCAUCAUAGAUUUGUUCUGAUUCCAAAUGCUUAGCUUUCUCCAAUUCUCUUGAGACAUUAUCAAAUACCUGUAAAUAUAUACAUGCUUCAUCUAUACUACCUAGUAACAAGCUACAUUCUUAAAAGAGAAUGAACUCGGCUUGUCUAUUUUGUAAGAUUUUUUUUCAAAAUUAUCCAUUAAAUCACUAAUGCUUAUUUUUAGGACACUACCCCCUCCCCCCAAAAAAAACAAAAGCCUACACUUUCCUUAAAAGCCUUUAUGAUUGAUGUUAAAUAUGACUUAAAGGUUUCUCUCAUUUUCAAUGAAAUAUUACAAUUUCAAACAUGUAGUUCUGAAAAGAAUGAAAGAAAUAAUUUAAAAUGCAGGAAGGAUAUGCUUCUAAUUAAAUGUCUUUACCAUGAGAUUAACAUUUAAUCAGAUUUAUAAUUUACAAGCAAGAAGGCAGCAGCCAACAAAAGCACUUUUGAAUCUGGAUACAUGUUGAUUAGAACUGUAUUUAAAAAUGUUUAAAACAAAAUCAAUCAAAGGAAGUUCCUCAAUGUGUAUAAAGAACUGCACAAUGUAGAAGCACCCCAUUCUGCAAACCAGCCCAUCCAUGUAUCUACUCCACUCAAGCCCACUCCCAUUCUUGCUCAUUUAUUAGGAUAGUUGCUAUUCCCUGCUGUCUCCUCUAUCCUUUCUCUAAACACAUUUGUACAAUUCAUUUCAACUAAUCUAUGUAGCAAGUUCCACAUUGUCACCACUCCCGUGAUGAUGAUACUUCUGACUUCCCUUUGUGAUUUCAUGGUGACCAUCUUGUAUUGAGGAUCCAGUUUUGCUUUUCCUCACAAAUGGAAACAGUGUUUAGCCACUCUAAUUUUAAAGCCCCUUUUAGAUAAAACCUCAGCCUCUCCAUGAUUCCUCGUCUGUUUAUCUUUCCCUGAUGGGUGUAAACUUGAAGUCCUGAUGUCACUUUUGUAAAAUACUGUGCACUCUCAUUGGUGCUUCAAUGUCUUUAAAAUAAUAUGUCUUCCAGACUUUGUGCCUGCCCAACUCCCCCCCCCCCCCCCCUUCCAAAAUAGUAUUUCAGCAGUUAGAGCUGCCUGCCUCACUGUUCCAGUGACAUGGAUUCGAUCCUGAACCCUGGUACUGCCUAAAUAAAUUUUGCACAUUUUCCCUGUGACUGUGUGGGCUUCCCUCAGGUGUUCCAGCUUCUUCCUACAUCUGAAAGAUGUGCUAGUAAAUCACCCCUAGUGGAAGGGGUGGUAGGUAAAUCAGGAUGGAGUUGAUUGGCAUUUGAGAGGGGAUAGGUUACAGAGAAAUAAGUAGGGUAAUGGGAUUGCAGGCAUAGAUUUUUGAUGGGCUGAAUGGCCUUGUGAAAUAAUAUGUGGGUGGGGGAGGAGGGAAUGAAAGAGAUUCCACAUUGGAGAAGGUGGGGGAAACAUGAUGUAAUAGAGUGAUAUUUUUUUAAAUCAGAGACUUUGAGCUACAGUCUUAAGCCCAGAAUGUGUGCACUAAAUCUUGGAAGGAACUACCUAAUCAGUCCUACUUCCUGUCUUCACUUCCAAGCACAAAUCCCACAAGCCCCAAAUUAAUUUACUUUUCAAGUAUAUAUCCAAUUCCCUUUUGAAAGUUAUUUUUGAAACUUUCCAAUAUGCCUUUUAGGCAUUGUUUUCUUGAAAGAACUUUGCUGUGUUUCUUUAAUACUUACCAGCUAUAGAUCUGUUUGCUAAUUAUCUCAAACAUGUGCCCUUUAGUUACUGAUACUCCUUGCAGCUGGAGACAAUUUUUUCUUAAUAGAUCUAUCCAAAAGAUCAUUUUACACUCCUGUGACGGAGUGUUUAAGUUGUGAGGGAAGACUGGAUAGGCUGGGUUUGCUCCUUUUGGGAGUGGAGGAGGCUGAAGGGGGACCUGAUAGAAGUAUACAAAAUUAUGAGGGGCCAGGGUAGAUGGUAGGAAACUUUUCCCUAUUGGAGAAUUAUCUAAAACUCGAGAGAUGGGUUUAUGGUGAAGAGCAAGAGGUUCAGAGGGAAUCUGAGGUGGUUGGAAAUCUUGAAACCACUGACUUAGUGGGUGGGGGAGGCAGAUACUCUUGCCAUAUUUAAUAGCCAAGGCAUAGAAGGUUACAGACCAAGUACUGGUAAAUGAGCUUAGUAUACCUGGUGGUCGGCAUGGACACAAUAGACUGAAGGGCCUGUUUUUGUCUUGUAUGAUUCUAUGAACAAUCUCAUCUGUUUGGGUUAGUUUAUAUAAAUGAAGUUCCCUUUCCCUUGUGCUGUACUAAUAUUGCUUCUCCUGGCCUACAGACGUAAUUUGAACACAAUUCAUUGAGGCAAAGUGAGAGCACAGAUGUGUCCUAGACAUUUUUCUACAUGUAUUUGGUGUAUUCAUAGAAAUAAAAAUAUUUCUAUGCUCAGAUCAGUGUUGUGGAAAAGUGGUCCUUUAUAACAGCACAUUAAAGUAAGGAUCCUUUGCCUUUAGCAGAUCUGACUUAAUCAAAUUUGUCUCUUGUAUAGCAAUCUUACUUUUUUUUAACUGGAAACGCACAAUAUGAUUGGUGUCUUUGGAACUCCUGAUACAGAGUUUUGCAUGCCUGAAACAUGGAUCAGAAAAUUAGCUGCAUGCUAUGCACUAUUUUUCCACCUGUUGAAAUAGAUGGAAAAUUAUAGAUUGUGUGUCUAUUUUUUUUAAUGUACACUCCUCACUGAUGAAGCUCUGAGUUAGGAUUGUUAGAAUUCAAGGUAAACCUUGUUUUUUACUUUCACAAGAACUUUAAUAAAAAAAAGUAUUUGUUGCCCAAAAUAUGGCUCUAAUGCUUGAAGGGCAAUUUUGGUAUUUUUUUUAAUCAAAAUAGAAAUUGCAUUGCUUUACAAACAGCAUGAUGUUUGUUCUACUUCUGUAACAUUGCAUUAAGCAGUGGCUUUUGCAUAUGCAACAGUUUAUAUUUCCAAUGUUCCUUCUUAUCUUUGGAUGUGCAUGGGAGUACAUGAUGUCAACAUCAACAUAAAGUAUUAGACAGUGUUAUGCAUCAAAUAUAACCACUUUGUAUCAGUAAAUAUUUCAGCUUAUUAAUUAUCCUUUUAUUUAAAAAUUCUUACAGUACACACCAAAGUAUUCAUGAUCCAUGUUAUAUUCUGAGUUGUAACCUUGCCAUCACCUCCAGAGCAGUCCCAAAUGGUUCCCAAUCUUGGAUGUCAUCUGUGAUGUUUUGGAUACUUUGUUUACAGAUGGAAAUAUAAAGACUUUCAUGUUGUAUUGGUGUCACAGUGGCCAUCACACAAUACCAGAAUUAUAGCAGUUGGAACUUUUACGGCACAGAAGGAAAAAUGAACACAAAAAGGUAAUUUGGACCACUGGUUUCACUCUGGAACCUUGUGGAUCAAAUUGUUCAGUCCAAUUCCCCAACUCUUUCAAUGUAUCUCUGCAAAUUAUCAUCCCUCAAGUGCUAAUCCAAUUUCCACUUGAAGACUUUGAUGGAGUAUUUCCUCCUACCUUAAUAGGCAGUGAGUUAUAGAUCACUAGCUGCUUGGGUUAUUUAUGCUGGAAAUCAUGAUGUUUACAUUUAUUUCCAUGCAAUUGGGUUUUAUAACACUCCUUGUGAAUGAAAUAAAAUCUAAC